This is a messenger RNA of Pipistrellus nathusii (Nathusius's pipistrelle), 306 nucleotides long. Lineage: Eukaryota; Metazoa; Chordata; Mammalia; Chiroptera; Vespertilionidae. The record is from the annotation of a GenBank genome assembly.
AUGAGCUCUCUGCCAGUCUAUAAAUUAGUAUUUUUUUACAUGGAAUGUCACUUCACUUUUAUAGAUGACAUUUUCCCCUCUCUCCUUCAUACAGUGUAUGUUAUGCUAAUUGGUAGAUGUGUGGUGUCUUUACUAAAUAUAGGCUAUUUGUUUAGAUUUUGUUUGGUGGAUUCUGCUUUCCUUCCUGGCCUUCCAAGAAGGCUAUUUAGUUUGGUUCUGUGUCUUUGUGGAAUUAUCACUGACUUAAUUAUGAAAAUGUCUUCUCCAGCUUUUGAUUUUUCUCAUCAAAUGUUGCAUAUUUUCUAA